CAGGCCCUUGCAAGUUGCCACCCACUGCCCGGGCUUCGCCCAGCGAUGCAGAAAGCCACCUACUACGACAACGCCGCGGCUGCGCUCUUCGGAGGCUACUCCUCGUAUCCCGGCAGCAAUGGCUUCGGCUACGACGGCCCUCCCCAGCCCCCCUUUCAGGCCGCCACGCACCUGGAGGGUGACUACCAGCGCUCAGCGUGCUCGCUGCAGUCCCUGGGCAAUGCUGCCUCUCAUGCCAAGAGCAAGGAGCUCAACGGCAGCUGCAUGAGGCCCGGCCUGGCCCCCGAGCCCCUGCCCGCGCCACCGGGCUCACCCCCGCCCAGUGCCGCACCUACCAGUACCACUAGCAACAGCAAUAAUGGGGGCGGGCCCAGCAAAAGCGGCCCCCCCAAGUGCGGUCCCGGGUCCAACUCCACCCUCAGCAAACAGAUAUUCCCCUGGAUGAAAGAGUCGAGGCAAACGUCCAAGCUGAAAAACAGCUCCCCCGGCACAGCAGAGGGCUGCGGCGGCGGCGGCGGUGGCAGUGGCGGCGGCGGCGGGGGUGGCGGCGGCGGCGGCGGGGGAGGGGACAAGAGCCCCCCGGGGUCGGCGGCGUCCAAGCGGGCGCGGACGGCGUACACGAGCGCGCAGCUGGUGGAGCUGGAAAAGGAGUUCCACUUCAACCGCUACCUGUGCCGGCCACGCCGCGUGGAGAUGGCCAACCUGCUGAACCUCAGCGAGCGGCAGAUCAAGAUCUGGUUCCAGAACCGGCGCAUGAAGUACAAGAAGGACCAGAAGGCCAAGGGGCUGGCCUCGUCGUCCGGGGGCCCCUCUCCUGCCGGCAGCCCCCCGCAGCCCAUGCAGUCCACGGCCGGCUUCAUGAACGCCUUACAUUCCAUGACCCCCAGCUACGAGAGUCCAUCCCCGCACUUCGGCAAAGCCCACCAGAAUGCCUACGCGCUGCCCUCCAACUACCAGCCCCCUCUCAAGGGCUGCGGUGCCCCGCAAAAGUAUCCCCCAACACCCGCGCCGGAUUACGAGCCCCACGUCCUCCAAGCCAACGGGGGCGCCUACGGGACGCCCACCAUGCAGGGCAGCCCUGUGUACGUGGGCGGGGGCGGCUAUGCGGAUCCGCUGCCGCCCCCUGCCGGCCCCUCCCUCUACGGCCUCAACCACCUUUCCCACCACCCCUCUGGGAACCUGGACUACAACGGGGCGCCCCCUAUGCCCCCCAACCAGCAUCACGGACCUUGCGACCCCCACCCCACCUACACAGACCUCUCCUCGCACCAUGCGCCUCCUCCUCAGGGUAGAAUCCAAGAAGCGCCCAAAUUAACACACCUGUGA
This is a messenger RNA of Castor canadensis (American beaver), 1326 nucleotides long. NCBI's taxonomy places the organism in Eukaryota, Metazoa, Chordata, Mammalia, Rodentia, Castoridae. The record is from RefSeq and is a predicted model, not a curated record.